AUGGGCGUUUUACCCGAAGGUGUGCCUUUAACCUGGCAGGAGACAAAAGCUUUGUCCAAACAUGUACAAAAACAUGGUGUACAACAAUUCAUAAAUCUAUAUCGUAAAUCUAAAGAUCGUCGUGGAGAUCCUUUCAAAUGGGGUGAUGAAAUAGAAUAUAUGAUUAUUAAAUUCAACCAUGAGAAAAAGGAAGCUAAAGUUUCCUGCAAAGCUGAACAGCUUUUGAAUAUUUUAAAUGAACGAGAAGAGCAUAAUCAAGUUACUGGUUUGUGGCGUCCUGAAUAUGGGGCCUAUCAAUUGGAAAGUUCUCCCCUUAAACCGUUUGAAUGCUCGUUUACACAUUUCAAAACAGUUGAGCCUGAUAUGAGACUGCGUCGUGCAGAAGCUCAAGAGUUAUUGGACGAAGAUGAAUGUAUACUGACACUAGUAAACUCUUUACGUUUAGGUUGCAAAGAUUUUACUUACCCGCCAUAUGAAACGAGAACCGAAGAUCCCAACAGUUAUGCCAAAUCACUGUAUAUACCAGAUGAGGCCAUCUAUGCCGGUCAUUCUCGUUAUCAUAUACUGUCGCGCAAUAUGCAAUUGAGACGUGGAGAGAAGAUGCAUAUCAAAUUAAAAGUAUUUAAAGAUGAGCAUACAAAGUUGCCGAUUGAAGGAAGCCCCUUUAAGGAACCAGAUGUAGUUAUGCUAGAUACAUCUUUUGGCAGUAAUUUACAAGUUACUGUACAAGGAGCUGAUAUGACAGAAACCCGUUAUUUGUAUGAUCAAUUAGCACCGCUAUGUCCAGUUAUACAGGCUAUAACUGCCGCUGCUCCUAUAUAUCGCGGUUAUUUGACAGACAUAGACAACAGUUAUUAUUUCAUAGGCGAUGGCUCAGAUGAUCGUAGUGCCGAAGAAAGGGGUCUAAAGCCUCUGAAAAAUGACAAGUGUCGCUUGAAAAAACAACGUUGGGAUUCCAUAGAUUCUUAUCUUACUGUCGAGGCUGAGAAGUACAAUGACAUUGAACUUUAUUACGAUCAAGAAGUAUAUGAUCACCUGCGCAAUGAAGGUGUAGAUCAUGUUAUGGCCCAACAUGUGGCACAUAUAUUCAUGCGUGAUCCCUUGCUGAUGUUUAGCAGUAAUGUGGAUCAAAACGACGAAGAGGACACGGGUCAUUUUGAUAAUAUUAAUACUUCUACUUGGCAGACAUUACGCUUCAAACCUGCAAUACCCAACACAGAACUCGGUUGGAGGGUAGAAUUUCGACCCUGUGAUAUACAACUCACUGAUUUCGAAAAUGCGGCUGUUUCAUGUUUUGUUAUACUCUUAACUCGUGUCAUACUUCAUUAUCGUCUCAAUUUGCUCAUGCCAAUUAGUAAAAUAGAUGAGAAUAUGGUGAUUGCUCAAAAACGCGAUGCCUGUCGUAAGGAGAAAUUUUGGUUCCGCAAAAAUAUCACAAAAUCUAAGACACAAUUGAAUGGUUGUGAAAAUGGAUUUACAAAUGGCUAUAGCAAUGAAGUAAAUAAUGGAUGCCAUCAUAAUGUUGACAUUAAUGGCCUGUGGCAUAACUCCAAUGGUAAAACUAAUGGCUGCCAUAUGGAACACAAUUAUAUCGAACAUAAUGACAUUACAAAUGGUUUCACCAAUGAUUGUCAUGCUAAGGAGUUAGAACUCAUGACAGUCGAUGAAAUCUUUAAUGGAAAGUCCGAAAUGUGUCCCGGCUUGAUUCCACUAACCCGCAGCUAUUUACAAACUCUAGAUUUGGAUAAUGAAACCCAUUGUGUGCUAGAGAAAUAUAUAAGAUUUAUAGAACAAAGAUCAUGUGGAGAUAUUCUAACAAAUGCUAUGUGGUUAAGAGAGCAGGUGCACAAUCAUCCUGAGUACAAAAAUGAUUCAGUGGUUAGUGAAAGCAUAAAUUAUGAUAUUCUAAAGAAGAUUAAGCAAAUCCAAGACCAAGAAAUAAUUGAAUCAACAUUAUUAAAAUAAGAAGUCAAUUAAAACAUUUUACAAUAAUAAAUUGUACCUAUUCAUACCUUAAAUAAAAAUGAAUGGAUAUAUUCUUAAUCCAAAAUAAAAUAAAAUGACAAUUAUAGAAAAAGAAAAA
This is a messenger RNA of Calliphora vicina (urban bluebottle blowfly), 2083 nucleotides long. Its product is annotated as glutamate--cysteine ligase-like. Gene Ontology annotation, cellular component: glutamate-cysteine ligase complex. Gene Ontology annotation, biological process: glutathione biosynthetic process. Gene Ontology annotation, molecular function: glutamate-cysteine ligase activity. NCBI's taxonomy places the organism in Eukaryota, Metazoa, Arthropoda, Insecta, Diptera, Calliphoridae. The record is from RefSeq and is a predicted model, not a curated record. The transcript has 3 exons. Bases 1 to 1965 code for a protein of 654 amino acids.